UGUGUGAACGUAGUCCCCUGGUGUCAGACUCACUGAACAGAGUAGAAAGCAAAACAAACUUUUUAAAACUUCGAGUGUGUACUUAAUUUCCUGGUGUCGCUGUAGAGCGUGCCAGAGAUUCCGGGGUGUCCCUGAAGGCGUCGUGCGGAUCAACCUGAGGAGAGAGAAACGAGAAGUUGAGACGAACAAAGUUCAACAUGGAGGCGACGGAGAGGAGCAGGAGGCCGGGGGAGCCGCGCCGCUCCGCCCGGGCGUAGUCCGCAGCCGGUUCUCCUUGUUCGGUUCACUCUUCUGCUGCCGCUUCGAUGGGAGCGGGACCCUGAGUGACACGGGGCCGGGUUAGAGCCGCUCAGCUCGGUCACAGUCCGCUCGGUCUCGGUGUGUGUGUGUGUCCCAUGGAGGAGCUGGACUUCAGGCUGAGCUUCGAGGAGGACUCCGGGGGACGAGCCUCCUCCGGGGGACGUGUGUCCUCCGCGGGACGAGCCUCCUCCGCGGGACGAGCCUCCUCCGCGGGACGAGCCUCCUCCGCAGGUCCAGAUGUGAGGUUGCCUCCCUCCUCUACGCUGGCUCUGGCCGAGCAGCCCGUGAUUCAGGAGCUGCAGAGUCACCCGCUGUAUUACUCCACCUUAGAGAACUACCAGCAUGUUGGCUGCCAUUCCCAGGGGCCCCAGUAUGGAGCCCAGGGUAACCCCAGAGCCUUCGACUGCCCGAGUAUCCAGAUCACCUCUAUAGCUCCCAACAGCCAUGUGGAGCCCAGCUCUGGACAAGAAGCAUUGGCAGUGGGUGGAGCAGAGGGAGGCUACCCUGAGGCACCGUGGUCCAGAGACCAGCUGUACUUGCCCCUGGACCCCUGCUACCGGGACCCGGCACUCUGCCAGAGCCCUUGCAGCAGCAUGUCUUCCAGGAGCUGGAUGUCGGACCUCUCCUCCUGCGAGUCCUUCUCCCACAUCUACGAUGAUGUGGAGGGGGAUCUUGGAGAUGCCGCCCGCCUUGCCAUGGGAUCCCCACUCGGGUCACCUCUGGGCUCGCCGGGCUGUGGGGGUGGGGCCUUUGGGGUGGAGUUAUGGCAACAGAAAUAUCAACAUCCUGGAGCUUUCAGCCCGUCACUGUCGCCCCAUCAGUCGCCCCGUCAGUCGCCCUGCCACUCGCCUCGCACCAGCAUCACAGAGGAGAGCUGGCUGAACCGCCGACCCACGUCCAGGCCGUCAUCCAGACCAACCUCUCCCUGUGGCAAGAGACGCCACACCAGCGCUGACCCUCGCAUCCGUGCCCGCUCACCCUCCCCUCACCACUCACCCAGUCCCUCACCGAGCGCCUCCCCUCGGGACAGUGUGACAGAUGAAACGUGGGUAGGAAGCCCCGCCGGGGCCCUCGGGUCCCUUCUGAUGUCCGGCUACCAGGAGCUGGACGUCCCCUCUAAGACCAGGAGGACAUCAGGAAGCCAGCUGGGACUCCUCCCCGGUCAGGGGGACCCAGGGUUGGAACUGUUCCAGGAUUCUCCCACGGACGAGGCACAAGAACACGAUGGCCUGGCUGAGCUCUUCCUUCAGGUGCCCUCCCACUUCAGCUGGAACAAACCUAAACCUGGAAACCCUCCACUGUUCAGGACCUCGUCCCCCCCGCCUCUGGACUGGCCUCUGCCGUGUCAGUACGACCAGUGUGAGCUGAGGCUGGAGCUCCAGCCCAAGUCGUACCACAGGGCACAUUAUGAGACGGAGGGCAGCAGAGGCUCCAUCAAAGCAUCUACUGGAGGACACCCUGUCGUCAAGUUGAACGGAUACAGCGAGCAGCCGGUCAGCAUGCUGUUGUUCAUCGGCACCGCAGACGACCGCUACCUUCGCCCGCAUUCCUUCUACCAGGUCCACCGAGUGACGGGGAAAACGGUCACUACCACCUGCCAGGAGAAAACCAUGGGUUACAACAAAGUCCUGGAGAUCCCUCUGCUUCCAGAAAACAACAUGUCGGCAAGCAUCGACUGCGCCGGCAUCCUGAAGCUGCGCAAUGCCGACAUCGAGCUGAAGAAAGGAGAGACGGAUAUCGGGCGUAAGAACACGAGGGUGCGAGUCGUGUUGAGGGUUGCCCUCCCUCAGCCAGACGGCCGGAUGCUGUGGCUACAGACGGCUUCUAAUCCUGUGGAGUGUUCCCAGCGCUCGGGUCAGGAGAUUCCUCAGGUGGAAAGCUUCAGUCCAGCCGGCUGCUCUGUGGAUGGAGGCGAGGAGCUGCUCAUCAUCGGGUCCAACGUCUCUGCUCAGUCCAGGGUUGUGUUCAUGGAGAAAGGUCACGAUGGAAGAUCGAUGUGGGAGAUGGACGGAAGAGUUGUGCCAGAAAAAAGCAGCAGAGUAA
Messenger RNA from Paralichthys olivaceus (Japanese flounder), 2343 nucleotides. NCBI's taxonomy places the organism in Eukaryota, Metazoa, Chordata, Actinopteri, Pleuronectiformes, Paralichthyidae. The record is from RefSeq and is a predicted model, not a curated record.